Molecule: messenger RNA, 1059 nt
Organism: Puntigrus tetrazona (Sumatra barb)
Lineage: Eukaryota; Metazoa; Chordata; Actinopteri; Cypriniformes; Cyprinidae
Product: V-set and Ig domain-containing protein
Exons: 3
Biological process (GO): regulation of osteoclast development; regulation of bone resorption; regulation of actin cytoskeleton organization
Cellular component (GO): plasma membrane
Source: RefSeq, a predicted model, not a curated record
AAUAAUUUAUUACCUUUGAGACUGCAAAUCACAGAAAACAAACUAAACAUAUACUCCUGCAUCUUCAGAGAGAACAUUCCGGGAUCUCACAGACAGAAGAUUUCAAAUGAAGGUAUUGGGACUAAACAAGAUGCUGUAGCCAAAGACGAUGACGGCUGGCUGAUAAAAGCGCCCAGUGAGGUCCGGACGAUAGAGGGGUACCCAGUAGUGCUUCCCUGCUCUUUCAGCCACCCGCAUCACACCCAUCCCUCCUCCAUACAUGUAUUGUGGACCCUGGGCCACGGACGGGCCUCCACUCUGCUGUUCAGGUGCGCGAGCCUCAACAACAGCCAGCUGUGCCAAUCAAAACCCAACCAGGACCAGCGCUACCGCCUGGAGGGCAACCACCGAAACCAUGACGUCUCACUCAGGAUCAACAGCGUGACCUUGAAGGACAGCGGCCGUUACUACUGCCGCGUGGAGAUACUGGGGCAUCACCAUACGAGCUUUGAGAACGCACUCGGUACUCGUCUACGGGUGGAGGCUGCACCACGAAUCCUGAGUUUGUCAGCCGAGGGGAGUGAAGCUGGCUUCAAAGCCGUGUGUCACGUUCAGGGUUCCCCUCUUCCUGACGUUCAAUGGAUUGAACCAGACGGUGUUCAGGACGGAGACACUUCGUUCCCUCUUUCUCAAGACGCUACCGGGCAAUACCGUGCUUCGAGCCAACUGCUGGACGUCAAACCUGGACGACAGUACAUCUGUGCAGCUUCAAACUCUUUGGGAAAGGAUCAAGCCACGCUCUACCUUUUGCCCCCCAGUCCAGAGAAGUUAACCUCAAAGAGCUCGGUCUCGCUCCUUGUGCUGCUUCUUGCUCUGGCUUUGGGCAUCAAGCUGCUUUUGGCUCUGGGUGUGGGGGCUUGGGUGAUCAAAAGGAGGUUUAGCGUCAGAGCUAGCAGCGUGGAACACUGAAAAGAAGCGAAUGUCAUGCUCACAUAAUCAGAACACUCAGGUCUGUUUCUUGUCUCAUGUAUGUUGUUAAAAAUACAAAGGCUUGAAAUAAACUUCCUCUUCUGAGCUGAA